Messenger RNA from Rhinichthys klamathensis goyatoka, 3100 nucleotides. RefSeq names its product zinc finger protein 721-like. Lineage: Eukaryota; Metazoa; Chordata; Actinopteri; Cypriniformes; Leuciscidae. Gene Ontology annotation, cellular component: nucleus. The transcript is spliced from 4 exons. Gene Ontology annotation, biological process: regulation of transcription by RNA polymerase II. The record is from RefSeq and is a predicted model, not a curated record. Gene Ontology annotation, molecular function: DNA-binding transcription activator activity, RNA polymerase II-specific; RNA polymerase II cis-regulatory region sequence-specific DNA binding. Bases 96 to 2864 code for a protein of 922 amino acids.
AUGUGACGUCAUAAGGCUGCGCCGCAAACCUGCAUAUGUUGUGAUUCGACUGAAGAAAGAAAAACUCCUGGUGAAGCGACUGAAAUCCACUUCAGAUGGCGUUUAUUAAAGAGGAGAGUGGAGAAAUGAAGAUCGAAGAAACAUUCAGUGUGAAACAAGAAGAAACUGAGGAACAAACAAAGAUGACGUUUAUUAAAGAGGAGAGUGAAGACAUGAAGAUUGAAGAAACAUUCAGUGUGAAACAAGAAGAAACUGAGGAACAAACAGACAUGGGGUUUAUUAAAGAGGAGACUGAAGACAUGAAGAUUGAAGAAGUAUUCAGUGUGAAAAAAGAAGAAACGGAGGAACAAACAGAACUUAUGGCGCUGAAAGAGGAGAGUGAAGAACUGAAUGAAAUGGAAAAUAAAGAUCAGAGGCCUUUCUCCUGCCAACAGUGUGGGAAAAGUUUCAAGCGAAAAAGUAAUCUUAAUUACCACAUGAAAGUUCACACUGGAGAGAGCCCUUUCACUUGCCAACAGUGUGGAAUAAGUUUCACUCAAAUAGGAAGCCUUAACAGGCACAUGAGAAUUCACUCCGGAGAGAAACCUUAUUCAUGCCCUCAGUGUGGACAGAGUUUCUAUCAACAGGGAAACCUUAAAAUCCACAUGAGAAUUCACACUGGAGAAAAGCCGUACACAUGCCCUCAGUGUGGACAGAGUUUCUAUCAACAUGGAAACUUUAAAGUCCACAUGAGAAUUCACACUGGAGAGAGCCCUUUUACCUGCCAACAGUGUGGAAAAAAGUUCAACCGCAAAGGAAACCUUAAUUAUCACAUGAGAAUUCACACCGGAGAGAAGCCUUCCAUAUCACAUCAGAGUGGGAAGAGUAUCAAUCAAGAUGUAAACCUUAAAGUCCACAUUAAAAAUAAUAAUAUGGGAGGGAGUCAUUUUACCUGCCAACAUUGUGGAAUAGGUUUCAGUCAAAAAGGAAUCCUUAAUAGGCACAUGAAAAUUCACACCGGAGAUACAUCUUUUUCAUGCACUCAGUGUGGAAAGAGAUUUGAUCAUCGUGGAAACCUUAAUGUCCACAUGAGAACUCACACUGGAGAGAAGCCUUUUACCUGUAAACAGUGUGGAAAAAGUUUCAACCGAAAAGGAAACCUAAAUUACCACAUGAGAAUUCACUCUGGAGAGAAACCUUUCACCUGCUCUCAAUGUGGAAAGAGUUUCUACCAACAGGGAAACCUUAAAAGCCACAUGGAAAUGCACACUAAAGAGAAGCCUUACACAUCCCCUCAGUGUGAAAAGAGAUUUGAUGAACAUGGAAACCUUAAAGUCCACAUGAGAAAUCACACCACAAAAAGGCCUUUCACCUGCCAACAGUGUGGGAAAAGUUUCAACCGAAAAGGAAACCUUAAUUACCACAUGAAAGUUCACACUGGAGAGAGCCCUUUCACCUGCAAACAGUGUGGAAAAAGAUUCACUCAAAUAGGAAGCCUUAACAGGCACAUUAGACUUCACACUGGAGUGAAGCCUUACAAAUGCCCUCAGUGUGGAAAGAGUUUCUAUCAACAUGGACACCUUAAACUCCACAUGAGACUUCACACGGGAGAGAAGCCUUUUACCUGUGAACAGUGUGGAAAAAGUUUUACUCAAAAAGGAAUCCUUAACAGGCACAUGAGAAUUCACUCCAGAGGGAAACCUUAUUCAUGCCCUCAGUGUGGAAAGAGUUUCUAUCAACAUGGACACCUUAAAGUCCACAUGAGACUUCACACUGGAGAGAAGCCUUAUAAAUGCUCUCAGUGUGGAAUGAGUUUCUAUCAACAUGGAAACCUUACAGUCCACAUGAGAACUCACACUGGAGAGAAGCCUUUUACAUGUGAACAGUGUGGAAAAAAUUUCAACCGAAAAGGAAACCUUAAUUACCACAUGAAAGUUCACACUAGAGAGAGCCCUUUCACCUGCCAACAGUGUGGAAAAAUUUUUACUCAAAAAGGAAUCCUUAACAGGCACAUGAGAAUUCACUCUGGAGAGAAACCUUAUUCAUGCCCUCAGUGCGGACAGAGUUUCUAUCAACAUGGAAACCUUAAAGUCCACAUAAGAAAUCACACCCCAAACAGGCCUUUCACCUGCCAACAGUGUGGGAAAAGUUUCAAACGAAAAGGAAACCUUAAUUACCACAUGAAAGUUCACACUGGAGAGAGCCCUUUCACCUGCCAACAGUGUGGAAUAAGUUUCACUCAAAUAGGAAGCCUUAACAGGCACAUUAGACUUCACACUGGAGAGAAGCCUUACAAAUGCCCUCAGUGCGGACAGAGUUUCUAUCAACAUGGAAACCUUAAAGUCCACAUGAGACUUCACACGGGAGAAAAGUCUUACAAAUGCCAACAGUGUGGAAAGAGUUUCUUUCAACAUGGAAACCUUAAAGUCCACAUGAGAACUCACACAGGAGAGAAGCCUUUUACCUGUGAACAGUGUGGAAAAAGUUUCAACCGAAAAGGAAACCUUAAUUACCACAUGAAAGUUCACACCAGAGAGAGCCCUUUCACCUGCCAACAGUGUGGAAAAAGUUUCACUCGAAAAGGAAUCCUUAACAGGCACAUGAGAAUUCACUCCGGAGAGAAACCUUAUUCAUGUCCUCAGUGUGGAAAGAGUUUCGAUCAACAUGGAAACCUUAAAGUCCACAUGAGAAUUCACACUGGAGAGAAGCCUUACAAAUGCCCUCAGUGUGGAAAGAGAUUUGAUCAACAUGGAAACUUUAAGGUUCACAUUAGAAUUCACAGUGGAGAGAGUCCUUUUACCUGCCAACAGUGUGGAAAGAGUUUCAACCGAAAAGGAAACCUUAAAUAUCACAUGAAAAUUCACACUAGAAACAAAGAGUUCUGAUCAACAAGCAAACCUUGAAGUUUACAUGAGAAGACACACUGGAGAGAAGCAUUUUAUCUGCCAACAUUGUUGAAGAACUGGUGGAAGUUUCAACCGGAAAGGAGUUAUUAACCCCUUUAGGUUCAAAGAUCGAAGCUGUCCCCAGAUUUUUGUUGUUUAACAUUCACCUCACGUUAAAACAUCAGACUCUUACUUGAUCUGGGCAAAUUGAGUAUCAUUAGAAAGAUUAAAGACUU